UAGGAAUGGAGAUGUAUUUUCGGUAAAUAAUAUUGUGCUGACAACGAAAUGUGUUUUAAAAGUGUGUAAAGAGUAUCGUGUUCCACUUGAUCUUAAGGACUUUCCACGGUUAUACACUCUGGGUCUUUUCGUACGUACAACUGUGAACCGGAUCUCGAUGAGCGCAUCAGCAGCACCGUGCCCUCCAAAUCCGGGGGAGUAGCGCCGCUCGCGGGAAUAGCCCACCAGCGGAGCGGUACUCGCUCUGCCCGUUCUGUGCGCCAACGAAAUAUCUUCGUCUAGACUGAAAUAUUCUUCGGGCACCGAACCUACAAAAUCUCCACUGGCAUGGAGCUAGGAGCACAUUAAUAGUGAUAGUCUACAAGAUCUUGGUUUCUAUGCAUUGCCUGCCAAAGAAGAACUGAGCCCAAUGUUUCCACACAAUUCUAGUUCACAUGAGAUUUCUACAGAAACAAAUGCCUUCGUACAAAAUUCCAUGGGGGAUGUAGUAGUAUUAGGGAAAAACAGUCCGAUAGGGGUUGGGAAGGGAAGAGAAUCAGAAAAUGCUAGGUACUGUGAUAUCGAAUUCAUAAACAACAACAUGAUGGUAAAACCUAUUGGCCAUCUUGGAAAUACCGCCGCCAAUGACUUUUUAACCGUCCUGUCGAGCCAAACUGGCAAGUCCAUCUUGACCAGUCGAGGCCCGACCUGCCAGUCAGUGGCGUCGUCAACCACAAAACACCCAACAAAAAAUCACUUUCUAACUUACGAUAAUAAUAAUAAUCCUACUCUAAAUAAUCGCUCAAGACGAGCAAAACAUAAUCAUCAAGAUGAUCGAAAAACAACAGUUAAUGCAACAAAAAGAAAACAACCGGGCUUGUCCGGCAAACACAAACCGGGCAGCUCCGCCAAUAACUCUAAGUCUAUAUCUAAGACACUAAGUGAUAAUAAGACUAGCUUUAGCGUACUAAACAUUAGGGUACUAAAUAUAAGCAUAAAUCUACGAUUAACAGGGGAUAAGUGCGCAAUCGGUGAAGGGGUACCUAGCCUAGUUAGGAUACCCAAGUCUGAUCGCCCCUCAUCAGGCCACUUCUCUCUCGACUCUCUUGACAAUUACUCCUUACUAGGGUCCUGCCUUUAUCCGGGCAAAUACAAUAACAUUAAGUCUAAUUCUAGCCUCCUAAGUAAUAAUAACGAUAACUACAAGUCUGUGAUAUUGCUCAGCUCAACCAGUAACCAUUAUUUCCUCCGCGUCGAAAUGGACAGUGGUGCGAUCGCAAUGAGACUAGGAGCCCGUUUGAAUCCAUUCAGAUUCUUAGUGAACUCUUCUUUCGACGGUUUAUUGUUACAAAAACGAUUUCAUUUCGAAUCGCAGGAUAAAGUUUGUAGAAUUAUGGAAAUAUUCUCGGCGGAUAAUCAAAUUAUUCGGGACGAACUGUUUUCGGUUGAAUCGAUUGUUAAAAUCGUGACGAUGUUAAGGAAAAUUGUGUCCGACGAUUCCAGCGAAGGAGGAUCGAACGAAUCGUCUUUGGUACAUUUCGUAAUAAUUAAAAUGGUUUCGGAGAACAUAAAAAAUAUCAUGGGAUGCGAAUCACCGUGUAAAAAUCAAGACACGAGAGGAUUUCUGUCUAUCGACAUUGAAUUGAAAAACCUACAAAACGCCGGAAAAUAUAUAUCGCGUGAUUUAACAUUUGAAGAUAUUUCUUUAACCGAUAUUAACGAAGAAAUAUUAAAAUUUCUAUUCACAUAUCUAUUUUUGAGAGACGAAUCUCGUCUUCUGUUCUACCUAGGUAUUACAAAGAAACGGUUAAACAAAGUUAACGUUAUCUCGCUCGAGAGAUGCAUACAAUCUUCGCACACACUUAGAAAUCUUCUGUUAAGCAGUACUUUCUUAAAAGUCAACACUUCGUCCAUAAUAAUCGAAUUUUUUCUUGCGGAAAUUAACGAUACGAAGAAAGAAAUGUUGAAAAAUGUUACGUCGGUCGAUAUAUCCUGUAUAAACAAUAAUAUUGCGUUAGCACACAUUGAGGAAAACUAUACAAAAAUAUCAAAGUCGCCUUUAAAUUUCGUGAUGCUAAAGAAAGUUAAAAUAAGUGAUAGAUCGUCGAACGAAGAAUCAGAUUUGAUUAAGGAAGGGAAAAACGUGGCCACCAGUUCUUCCAUUACGCUUAUCGUUCCCAGAAACGAUCUAACUGACCAGCCUCUGCGACCUCUCCCAUUAAAAAACGCGCCGAAACGCGCACAAUCCUUCUCUCCAUGGCUCGACCUGGUCGCGAGCGAGCUGACGCAACGCGCAUGUGUUCCACUCUCGUUAGAUCGUAAGCUUUAUGUGGAUAAAUUUAGGUAUAAGGUGAUUUGCGAUUUUAGUAUUAUGUGGAAGGGGAUACCGAGCCACGAGACUAGCUACGAAAGGACGCAUCUUAAUGUCCGUUACUCGAACAUUUCUUCGAAGGUAAAUGAGAGGACAUUGGCCUUUAAAGUAGAAGAUUUUAUGACGACAAAGGCACAUUCAAAGAUUCUAACGCUCUCAAGAAACUUCGGAAAAACAAAUCAGAAAAUUGUCGUUUUCGCUAAAAAUGUUUUGUUUUCUGUCGAGGAUUCGGUAGCGACGGUAACAAUAAUGAUAACUAUAACGAUGCAUCGUAAAAUCUGGAUCUCGAUGAGAGAAAAAUUAACCGUUCCGUUCGUAACGUACAGAGAGACGGAUCGUAGAAGUUUUGCCUCGAACAAGCAAAAUUCGACGAUUUUGUUCCACGCGACGGCUUUAAGGAAGUUAAGCAGCGGAAUUUUUGCCUCUAUCAGAACAUUCGCGCAAAAUGUGAACCAUUUGUUCCUGUUAAAAAUCUAUAGAAGAAUGUAUUCGAAUGUUUCGACUUCGAUGAAAGAAUAUCUAAACGCUUGGUUUAUAAUAAGAACAUCAAAAACAAUAAUUUUGAAUAUAAUGGGAACUACGGUGGAGAUGUUGUCCUGGGGAAUUAAUGGUAUUAGUGACGUGGCAACAAUUACUGUUGGUGCUCUUUCAUUUCAGGAUAAUGUUAAGUCUAACGAGCCCAUGGGCGUUUAUUUCGCGAACUAUAGGUACUCAGGGUCGUAUGUGCGUCUUGACCCUGAGUUUGUUAAGUCUCUUUCUAAGUCUACUAUAGGGGAUAGAUUUAGGGUUAAGGGGGAGAACCAAGCCGAGUUCGCUCUCUACAUUCCUACUACGACUACCUGCAAGCCUACGAUGACGCUUAAACGCCAAUCUGCAUCCCGAAUAAUCGGUGUACCUGGAUCUCGGCCGAAAUACUUCGAGACAUUAUGGCCCGACCAAAUGCACACUCCUCACGAUUUUUAUGACAGUCUGCCAAACUGUUCAACGGGAUAUCACAAUGAUUCUCUUCCAGAGGGUGAAGACGAAGAAGAUUCUUCGAGAUGUUUCGACUGCUUUAUCGAACAAAUCAUACGCCGAAACAUUGCUAAACACGUUGACCACGAUCAACUGGAAAUGAUCAAAUCUCAAACUGCUGUCUAUUUGCAUGGCGAUCAAUAUACUAAAGCAGGCAUAUUUCGUUUUUAUAGAUUUGACAGAAAUGAUAAUUGCCAAGAUUCGCACGAGUCAAUAGAAGGGAAUGUUUCUAUUAUUUCAUCGUACUUUAGUUCACCGGAACGAAUAAAACUAAGAUAUCAAGUUUUUAUCGACCCAUUGAAUGAAAACAUUUCUCUAAAAAAUCUCUGUGAUGUAUAUCGAUUUAAAAAGACGUACAAAAUACACCAAAUUAUCGAGCUCGAUGUUGAAAAUAUUUUCACACGAGGCCCGGUAAAUUCUAAUCGCAUCGAUCUAAUCAAUUCGACGUUACAAACUGCCCAAAUCAAUGACAAUGAAGGAUCCAAUGUAAAUCCUGCGGCAUCGAAGCCUAUGGACGCGAUUGUAACGCACUUUCGCAAUUCCAACCAAUUUGAAGGGUGUGAAAUUCGUGCUUGUGUACCGAACGGCCAGGGUUCCGAAGAAAGGCUGAUCGCUUCGAAUCGAGCGGAGAAUGUCGCGCGUACAGGAAAUGCAAUUUCUAUUUAUCCGGAGAACGAUGAAGUUCACACAUGCAGCUCUAACCGAGACCACCUCAUUGAUUGCGCAAGGAAUCUCAUUGCAGCGUCUGUAGGGGUUUCCAAAGAUACUCUACAAAUUCUCAAAGAUGAACUUAAACGCGUGUUAACUCUUCUUUUUGAGAUAGUCUGCGAUAUAGAUGAACCGAAUUUCGGGUAUAAGAAAAGGUGGGGAAUCUCCAGCAUACUCAGAUUAGCCGGUGGUGGUGAAAGUUCAUUGAACAACGGCGGAGCAGCGAAUUGGGGAUCUGCACAGGCUAAUACUACCAAUAACAAUAGCAAUCCAGCUACAUGGGGAGGUACUUCCGGCAAUUCCACUGGAAACAGUGGCACGUCUGGGAAUUGGUCUGGAAAUAAUGUAAAUAGAUCUACUGCUGGUAAUCCAAACACGAAUCAGAAUCAAGGACCAUUAGGUGGGCAAAACGUGCCGGGUAACGUAAAUAAGAUGAAUAAUCCAAAUCAACAAGUGAAUCCGCAAUCAGGCCCACCUACUUCUCAGUCGGGCAGCACAAGUCAGAGUGGUCAGAACAAUAACCAAUGGCCGCAGGGUAAAUCCAAUAAUCCCGGAGGGCCUGGCCAAAAUCCUUCUGUCCCGAACAACAACAACAAUACUGUGCAACAACAGCAACAACAACCGUCAAACUCCAGUAGCAAUAAUAAUCAGACGAAUAGUCAGGCGAAUAAUCAGGCUCAGGGAUCCGUUAAUAGUAGUAAUACACCUCCUAGCAAUAAUCCUUCGACAAAACAACAACUGGAGCAAUUGAACACGAUGAGAGAAGCACUUUUUAGUCAAGAUGGUUGGGGCCGUCAACACGUAAAUCAGGACACAAACUGGGAUGUACCAACUACUCCAGAGCCUAAUACGACUAAAGAAGCAGUCCCUGUAUGGAAACCACCAGUGAACACUGGUACAGAUCUGUGGGAAACCAAUAUCAGAAAUGGUGGCCAACCACCGCCUCAACAACAACCAAAAACGCCUUGGGGCCAUACUCCGACAACAAACAUUGGUGGAACUUGGGGAGAGGAUGACGAGGUUGCCGAUUCGUCGAACACGUGGACCGGUGCACCUACAUCUUCUCAACCAAACACAGCCGCUGGACAAUGGACAACCGGUACCGGUAAUCAAACCGGUAUGUGGGGAGGAUCUAAUUGGGGUGACCCAAGAAUCGACCAUCGAGAUCCUCGAGAUCUUCGUUCUGUCGACCCCAGAGAAAUGCGAGAUCCUCGUGAUCAUAGAAUGACCUUGGAUCCCCGAGAGCAUAUACGCGUAAUGGAUCCAAUGGCUCGAGAUCCCAGAAUGGCGGACAUGCGCGGAGACCCGAGAGGAAUUUCUGGACGAUUGAACGGCACCAGCGCCGAUGCCAUGUGGGGUCAACCACCAGGUCCUCCGCAUCAUCAAAUGGGACAUCAACAUCCCUCAGGUCCCCCGGCAAAGAUGUUGAAUCCUUCCAGUAUAAAUCAAUGGGCUGCCCCGCCGCCAAAAGAUAUUAUGCCAGGAAAACCUUCAGGAUGGGAAGAACCUUCCCCGCCGACACAAAGAAGAAAUGUUCCGAAUUACGACGACGGCACAAGUUUAUGGGGGAAUGCUGCAGCCAAUCAAAGAACAAUACCCGGAAGUAAAGUUUGUCAUUGGAAGGAUCUUCCGACACCAAAUGUCGGAAGAGGAGGAAUGCAGUGUCCUCCAGGUAUGCCGCAGAACAGAAUGCCAGGCCAACCUGGAAUGAAACCAGAUGUUAGUGGACCAAUGUGGGGUCAUCCUGGUGCUCCUGGAGGGCGAAAUGGUAGCUGGGUUGAAGGACCACACGACACAGGUUCAUGGGAUGAUCCAAAGACACCAAGUACCUGGAACGAAGCACAGUUAAAUCCUGGCACUUGGGGUGGGCCCAGUGCGCACAAACCCAAACCGAUGGGACCUGCUGGAAGCUGGGUUGAUACCGAUAUGGAUCAUUCUCCUAGUUGGGCUCACCCCACUAAACCUACUCUUACAAAGGAAGUUAUAUGGAAUAGCAGGGAAUUUCGGUAUCUCUGUGAUUUAGGAUUUAAAAAAGAUGAUGUCGAAUUCGCACUGAGGAAUCGUGAAAUGAAUAGAGAAGAAGCUUUGGAACUUCUGAGUCAGUUGCGGCCUUUAGACCAAUGGAGAAGACACGAAGCACACUCCACAUAUGAUCCAACUAAUCAAGCAACAACUGCGCCAGCAUAUCCUAGAUUUAAUCACGUCGCACAGCAGAUGUCUUUCCCCCCGGGUGCUGGAGUGGCAAGUGGAAAUACAACCAGCAGUGUUGGUGGAUCGGUUGCUAGUGCAAGUUUGUUAAAGCUGCAACAACAACAACAACAACAAGCUGCUGUGCCUUUACAACAACAACAACAGCCUAGUAGUAAUGCACCUCAGCCACCAUUCAAUCAGGCUUCUAGAACUCCUCAAAAUCAACCGAGUACCCAACAGCUGCGUAUGUUAGUGCAACAAAUUCAGUUAGCCGUCCAAGAAGGUUAUUUAAAUCAUCAAAUUCUAAAUCAAGCACUUGCGCCUCAAACUUUAGUACUUCUGAACCAGUUAUUGCAACAGAUAAAAGUUCUGCAGCAACUUCAUCAACAGCAUUCAAUGCAAAGUACAAUGAAGGGUAAUGGCCAAUCGGUUCUGCAGAUUAGUGUACAAAUUACAAAGACGAAGCAGCAAAUAGCAAAUUUACAAAAUCAAAUCGCUGUGCAACAAGCUACUUUCAUGAAGCAGCAACAACAACAGCAACAACAACAGCAACAGCAACAACAUCCUGUGCCACCGUCCCAGAGCUCGGAAUAUUAUAAGAGUUCUGUGCAUGAUCCCAUGUCAGCACUGCAAAAUAGCUUUACAGAAUUGACAAUGAACAAGGAACCUCCUAUCAGUCAGCAACAAUCAAGACUGAACCAGUGGAAGUUACCGUCAUUGGACAAGGACGGGGAGUUAGUUUCGAAUGAGUUCUCGAGAGCGCCAGGAACAACUAGUAAGCCAGCAGCAACAUCGGCUGGUUUGACACAAUCACACAGUAGUCCUAACAUGAAUCCUUUGUUGGGUCAAGGAGAUGGUACAUGGUCGACCAGACUCGGAGACAGUGGAUGGUCAGAUCCAGGUAAUACGGAUUCUACUGAUGGAAAGGAUUGGCAGCCAACUGGUGCAGCUGCUUUUACUGAUCUUGUACCUGAAUUUGAGCCCGGCAAGCCAUGGAAGGGUACCCAGAUGAAGAGCAUCGAGGAUGAUCCAAGCAUUACUCCCGGUUCUGUGGUCCGUUCACCACUGUCUAUAGCAACGAUCAAAGAUCCGGAUGCCAUUUUUUCUUUAAGUAGCAAAACUUCACCGCCGCCGCAACAACCUACCAAUCUUGAUACGUCGAUACCAAGUUUGAGUAAUUCUACAUGGACAUUUAAUCCACCCGCCACUACGCCGAGUGCAUUGUUCACGAGCUCAAAAAAUACUUGGGGUGAAUCUGCUCCGCCACCGACUGCAGUCACUUCGGAACUCUGGGGAGCACCGAUGAGCAAAGUUCGUGGUCCACCGCCAGGUCUAAGUAGCAAAGCCACAGGAAAUACGAGCAACGGCUGGGCAGGUUUUGGCACUGUCGGCAGAUCGUCCAGUUCUUGGGGUUUUCAAUCAAGCACAAAUGCUGGCUGGGUUUCCACUUGGUUACUACUCAAGAAUCUGACGCCUCAGAUCGAUGGUUCUACGUUAAAAACUCUUUGUAUGCAGCACGGUCCUGUUCAGGACUUCCGCUUAUACCUUAAUCAUGGAAUUGCAUUAACCAAGUAUUCGUCAAGAGACGAGGCUAUUAAGGCACAAGGUGCUCUGAAUAAUUGCGUCUUGGGCAACACAACAAUUUUCGCAGAAUCGCCAGCCGACAGCGAGGUACACACUCUGCUGCAACAACUAAGUCAUGGAGGUCAACAGCAAGCAGGAGCGACAGCUGGAGCAGGUUGGGGUUUGCGACCAUCGAACAAAACUGGUCCACCACCCGACACAUGGGGUGGCAGUUCCAGUCAAUUAUGGGGUGCUCCACCGAGUAGUAAUUCUCUUUGGAGCAACGCUGGCAUCGACAGCAACGAUCAACAACGCACUACGCCCAGUUCUCUGAACUCGUACUUACCCGGAGAUCUUCUGGGAGGUGAGUCGAUGUAGAGUGCCGCAUGGAGGAGCGGUAUCACUCGUGCGACGACCAAGCAUUCUUCACGAUACGUCAAUUAUAUUGCGCAUUGUCAGGCGGGCCGGUUCUCACGAAUAUAAGUUACUUAAAUCAGUGUCGCGUAUGUGUACACCCAAAUACGACGCGUAAUUCCGGCUGUAACAGGGAUCUAAUUUGAUUUCUUUUCAACGAAUGAAUUUAUGAGGGAGGGAGUAUGGUUAUGAAUUUUAAGGCUUUCGGUGUGCGCCGUGUUUUCUCGACGGUUUAGGGUAGUAACCGACUACAUUUAACGACGCGCGUAAAAAUGUUGUUAUUACUGCGCGUACUAUGUGAUGACCGCGUACUAUGUUGUUUUAAACCUUCAAUUAGUAUUAUCAUUAUAUUGCUUAUGUUGCAACUUUUUGGUGUUUCGGUAUUUUAAGAUAAUACUAAUUACAUCCGUCAAUAUGCGCGUAUAUGUACAUAGCUAGUGCACAUACGUAUCAUUUUCGAUAGACACAUUUCAUGAAGUUUUAAUUAUUGAAUUAGUAUUAUUCUUCCUGUGCAGGUCGCGUUUUUAUUAAUAUAUGUCUCAAUGAUAUUCUUUGCUAAUAUUCCGUUUAUUCAACAAACAUGUAUUAUUAGUAUGUUUCAUUGUUUAAGUUCGUAAUUCAGUAUGCUACAAUUCUUCGAUGUUUUAAUAUUCCUUAAUUCUUAUUUAUUACUGCGCGCGCAUCAUUUCUAUAACGAAAUGUUCAAUAAUCAAACAUGUAUGCUGUAAUAUGCUAGUGAACGUUCAUCUUGAAACGAGUACUGUGUUGUAUUUUUCAAUAUUUAGUAUCUGUUGUUGUUUUAAUCUAGUAAUGGAAUUAAUGUCAUUAAUGUGUAUUUUUUAUAUACGCGUUGUAUUUAACAAACUCAUAUUACCUAUAUUUUGAUUCGUAAAUUAAUAUAACUGAUACAAUGUUGUAUGCGCAUUGUCCUUUUUAACGUUUCAAAUUUACGAUGCGUGGAAAAUUUUGUAUUUACAAAUGUCACUCGUGACCGUGUACUCUGAUUUUCGAGUAUUGCAUCAGUGUGCAUUACAAUUUUGCUUCAAUUAUGGUAAUAUAUAACGUAGAAAGUGCGCGCGCACGUGAUCAAUAUUAAAACAUCGAUGUGCAAACAGUUUAAUUAAAAUAAUAUAAAUUUCAACUCCUGUUGUGUAUUCUGGGAAUUGAAGCACAAACGAUAUAGAAAAAGUAAAAAAACUAUGCGUAUACACCGCAGCCAUUAGCUGUGACAAAAAAAAAAAAAAAAAAAAAGAAAAGAAAAGAAAAGAAAAGAAAUAAAACGUCGGCUGCUUUUAAAUGUGACGCUGCCAACCCUUUCUUAAUAAUGCGCGUGUAAGAAAGUAUAAAUUAUGAUUGAUGGUCUCACGAGUGUUCCACUUUUUUGCUCUGAACAGUUUUCUUUAAUCGAGACUGCAAUGCGUAUUAUAUAUCAAACGUAGACUGUACCAAUCUAAUCAAAACAGAAAAAGUGACAAAAAGGAAUAAGAUAUAAAUGAAACAAAAAAAAGAAAAAAGAGAGGAAGAAAUAAGAAGAAUGAAAGACCUCUUAAGGAAACUAAGCGAGGACCGCGUCGAUGCUACGGGCUAUACCUACCUCUUCCAUUAGCACCGGAGAUAGAGAAUCGACUUUUUAGUAGAAUUUUAAUCAGUUUAAACGUAAUGAUAGCAAGAACCCCUUAGAUAAUUAUUGCUACUAAGAAUACCAGAAACAACGCGAAUAGUAGUUAUUGUUAUAUGUUAUCGUAACUAUUAAUGGCUUGAACGUUUGUUGAUGAAAUUGUAUUCAGUUUGACAACAACGAUUUAAAUAUUAAUUUAAAUAGUAAUCGUUAAUUUAUGUUGUAUUAAUUGAUUACUAUUGUUAUCGUUAAUUUUUACGAUACGAAACAUUAAUUACCAUUCAUUACUGUGUUCGACUGUAUUGUUCGAGUCCCGAUGAAAAUUUUUAAAAGCUAUUUGAUUCGACUAAAAAUCGAUUCUUCAUCGACAAAUGCCCAGAAACCUUUAAAGGGGUAGUAUAUCGGGGUCCGAGUUCUUGCGACGACAACAAAAACGAUACCAAAUGUUAUCGCAAUAACGUAAAUUUUAUUCUAUAUUAAAUCUAAAUGCCACCUGUCGUGCCAAUGUCCAGCGUGUCUCUUUACCAUUUACUAAUUAUAGAGUUAUAACGAAAAUGGCAAUUCGAUGUUUUUUCUCUAGCUAUCUUUGUCUGCCUGCCUAUCUGUGUGUCUGUCUCUAUCUCUCUCUAUUCUUUGUAAAGUGAUUGAUAUUGAGGAGAAAUAUACCACUUCCCAUUGGUUGAUAUACGUAAGAGAUCAUACUCAAAAAAAAAAAGUUCAUACAUAUGUGAAAUUUUAACUUGAAAUUGAGAAUCAAAGUUUCUUUUCGCGAAGAAUGUUUCGAAUUUUCGAGCCAAAGGUUUUGAUAAUUACUUAGUGACGGAAAAUUUAUUUUGUUAGAACAAUUUGAAUUCUUUUUUUUUUUUCAUCUAUUUAUUCUUCAAUAUAAUGUAAUUAAAAUGUUAUCAGCAUGUAACAAAGAUUAUUCUUAGGUGCGUUACAGCUUAAAUCCAAUCGGUACAGUGAAAUAUAGUACAAUUAUUAUACAAUGUUACUAGCUUUUUCAAUUGUUGGUUGUAUAAGAUGAGAAAUAAUUAUACGUAAUGUAAUUGAAUUUCUCACGUAACUAGAAAAAGCGAAAUGGUAACGAGCUUACGUUUACUACAUAGUUUUUGUUGUGUCAUCGAAAG
Molecule: messenger RNA, 10987 nt
Organism: Colletes gigas
Lineage: Eukaryota; Metazoa; Arthropoda; Insecta; Hymenoptera; Colletidae
Gene: gw
Exons: 17
Coding region: 410-8203 (2597 amino acids)
Biological process (GO): positive regulation of nuclear-transcribed mRNA poly(A) tail shortening; miRNA-mediated gene silencing by inhibition of translation
Cellular component (GO): P-body; nucleoplasm
Molecular function (GO): RNA binding; protein binding
Source: RefSeq, a predicted model, not a curated record